Cladophialophora psammophila CBS 110553 is the source of this 1002-nucleotide messenger RNA. RefSeq names its product 4,5-dihydroxyphthalate decarboxylase. The record is from RefSeq and is a predicted model, not a curated record. Bases 1 to 1002 code for a protein of 333 amino acids. The transcript has 3 exons. NCBI's taxonomy places the organism in Eukaryota, Fungi, Ascomycota, Eurotiomycetes, Chaetothyriales, Herpotrichiellaceae.
AUGGUGCUUAGACUGUCAUUUGCGUGCUGGGACUACGAUCGGAUGAAAGCCAUUGAAGAUGGCAGGGUUAGAGCGGAGGGAAUUGAGCUCACCUUCCUCAAUUAUCGGGUCGAGGAGACCUUCUUCCGCCAACUUCGAUUCCAGGAAUUCGACCUCUCUGAGCUUUCCUUGUCUUCUUAUGUUCUUACCUUGAACCAAGACAGUCCACCCUUUAUCGCCUUACCGGUCUUCCCCUCACGUUUCUUCCGGCACCAGUCGAUGUAUAUAAAUUCCAAGGCCGGCAUCAAGAAACCCGAAGACCUGCGUGGGAAACGGAUCGGGACUCCAGAGUAUCAAAUGACAGCAGCAGUCUGGCAACGAGGCAUCCUGGCUGAAGACUUUGGCGUCCCUCUCUCCAGUGUACACUUCUACACUGGUGCCAUUGAACCGUCGGACAAGCCCCGACAUUCCAAGGUUUCGCACAGCUACCCGGCCGACAUCAAAGUGACCGCGAUCGAGCCUGGCAAGAACCUGUCGCAGAUGCUUGCUGACGGCGAGCUCGACGCCAUCUUCAGCGCCACGAAGCCCUCGUCCUUCGACACGUCCCCGGAAACGGUAACACGGCUGUUCGACGACUUCAAAGCCGUCGAAGCAGAGUACUAUGCACGCACCAAGAUAUUCCCAAUCAUGCACGUCGUGGCCUUGAAACGCAGCGUGUAUGAUGCUAACCCGUGGAUCGCUAAGAGCCUGACCAAGGCCUUCGCCAAAAGCCUGGAGAUGGCGUAUGAGCCCUUGAAGGAGCGGGCGGCGCUGCGGUACAUAUUGCCGUGGCUAGAAGACCACGUUGAAGAGACGAAGGAGCUGAUGGGUGGUGAUGACCGCUGGUGGAAGGACGGGUUUGAAGCGAACAAGCACGUGUUGGACAAGUUCCUGCAGUAUUCAUUUGAACAGGGGCUGGCUCAGAAGAAGUUCAAACCCGAGGAGCUUUUCGCCCCGAGCACGCUGGAGGACUUUGUACUGUGA